UAAUUCGCCCGAUUUUGCUUGCUCAUGUACAGGAUCGGCACUCUCAGGAAUAACGUAUGGUUUAACUAGUCUUGUCGACCUUGCAUCACCGUUGUAUUGCUCAUUACACACCAAAGUAGCGACACAAAAGGGAUAAUAUUCAAAAUGGAUAAUUUCAUGGAGAUGACCAAGAACCUCGGGCACCAGCCCGAGCUGCUACGCCUGAGAGCAUUGGAUGCCACUUAUGAGGAUGCCUUGGAGGGUAAACUUGUGGUGGCCCCCCUUGACAUGAACGAGCCGGGCAAGAAGAUUCUGGACUCUGGUACCGCGGAUGGCACCUGGCUUCGCAAUGUACGGAGCAAACAAUCGGUACAGCACGACUACUAUGGCAGCGACGUUGAAGGCGAGCUGUUCCCAGAGAAUCCAGAUGGCAUCACCUAUUUCGCCCAUUCCUUCAAGGACCCAUGGCCCCAGCAGUACUUGGGCUUUUUCGACCUGGUCCACAUCAGAGGCAGUCUGGCGGGCUCCGCUCCCGAGGGACCUGCUCCUGUGAUUAAGAACCUGACUACUCUGUUAAAGCCUGGCGGUUGGGUUCAGCUCAUGGAAAUGAAUGCCUUCAGUCCUCCACCGAAUGGUCCUGCCAUGACGGACUUUGCCAAGAUGGCCUCGGAGAUGUUCACAGGCAUCGGUGUCGGUGACUUUGCCAACAACAACAAGCCCCUGCUGGAAGAAGCCGGCUUGAAGAACGUCCAGGAGAAGCGCGUCAUUGUCAAACUGGGCAAGAAAGCAAAGCCCGAGCUCCACGCGCAGAGUAUCCAUGGAGUCACUGGACCCAUUGUGCCGUUGACUAGCGUGGCCAGGACCGUGAAAUCUUCGUUUACCAGUGAGCAGCUUGAUACGCUUCCGGCACGUGUCAAGGAAGAGCUGGAGACCGAAGGGGGUCAAGUUGAGAUGAUUAUUGCCUUUGGCCAGAAGGCUUGAGAUUUGUCAGUAGUAUCUCUCGGAUAGUUUUCUGUCCAAUGAAUAGAAUGAAUGUGAAAUUCUCCUGAGCC
Aspergillus novofumigatus IBT 16806 is the source of this 1031-nucleotide messenger RNA. It is a transcript of the gene psoC, whose product is annotated as methyltransferase psoC. Bases 145 to 960 code for a protein of 271 amino acids. The transcript is spliced from 2 exons. The record is from RefSeq and is a predicted model, not a curated record. NCBI's taxonomy places the organism in Eukaryota, Fungi, Ascomycota, Eurotiomycetes, Eurotiales, Aspergillaceae.